Alternaria ethzedia is the source of this 648-nucleotide messenger RNA. RefSeq lists its product as uncharacterized. Gene Ontology annotation, molecular function: protein binding. The record is from RefSeq and is a predicted model, not a curated record. NCBI's taxonomy places the organism in Eukaryota, Fungi, Ascomycota, Dothideomycetes, Pleosporales, Pleosporaceae. Bases 1 to 648 code for a protein of 215 amino acids. The transcript has 2 exons.
AUGGCGACUGAGGAGCCCUCAUCCGCUGAUAGGGUGCUUACCCCCAGCGUCGCAACAGUCUCGGACACCACAAUCGUCAAAGUUGGUGCUGAGGGCAAGAAGUACAACCUACACAUCGACCUUCUCAAACAUCACUCCGGCUACUUUCGUGGAGCACUUUCGGGCGCAUUCAAGGAGACGGAUGACGGAGUCGUUACUCUCAUCGAUAUUGAUACCGACGCGUUCGACGUCUUUGUUGACUGGAUAUACACCGGCGUUGUCGCUCCGAUAGAGUUCCCAGCUAAGACCGUCAAUCACAUUGGUCCCAAGUUUCGGUCGUAUAUUUUGGCAGAUCGACUACUGGCUCCAGGACUCAAAUCGGCUAUCAUGGACCUCUUCGUCUGCUAUCAAGGAGCCGGUCCGCUAAAAAUACCCGGUUGUCACGGUAUUAUCUACUGCUAUGCACAUCUGCCCGAGAGCGACCCCUUGAUUCGGCUGGUCGUGGACUUGUGGUGUUUCAAAGAAACUAUGAGCUCCAUGAACGAUGAGGUUGUAGCUUUGCUACCCCAGCUGCCCAAGGACUUUCUUGUUCGUUAUCUGGUCAGGAUGAGAGAUUUCAAGGCAGGAGCAGCAUCGACCACAUCUUUGAAGCGUGAAGAUUACAACUAG